AUGGCUUUUGAGUUCUUCACGAUCUUGCUCUCAAAUUCGUUGAAGAAACUGAGGCUGCCAGGCAAGUUCGCCAGGGUGUUCGACGGCCAUGAGCCCUUUGAAGUGAAGUUGCGGGAGGCCGGGCGCCGGCAUCACUUGUGGGACGUGGAAGUUGUGUUCGACGCCGAGGGCCACAUUUACCUGGGGCGCGGCUGGGAGCAGUUCGCCGGCGCUCAUGAUCUGCGGCUCGGGCACUUCCUGGUCUUAAGCUAUGGCGGCUGCCACGCCCACGCCAUGCUCACCGUGAAGGUGUUUGACGGGAGCAUGUGCCGCAGGGACUACCAGAACGACAAUGAUGCUAGCAGUGGGAGCAGCGGCGACAGUGGCAACACGUUGUUUCUCACCAUGUACAUGGUUCGACUUCUGGGACAGCAGGGAGCGGAGGGGGAAGGGGAAGUGCCACCGCAGACAGAGGCAGAGGAAGGCGACGGGGAGCAGGGCGUAUCCAAGAUGAGUAAUCCAUGUGAUUCAGAUGGAAGCCAGAAAGGAAGAUCUUAUUCUUCUGAGAAAUUGUCAGGUUAA
Molecule: messenger RNA, 561 nt
Organism: Aegilops tauschii subsp. strangulata
Lineage: Eukaryota; Viridiplantae; Streptophyta; Magnoliopsida; Poales; Poaceae
Product: B3 domain-containing protein Os03g0212300-like
Molecular function (GO): DNA binding
Source: RefSeq, a predicted model, not a curated record